CUUGUUCUCGGAUUGCUACUACAACAGUUCGGUUCAACGUUUGCACAAUUUCACUUGAACGUAGUUUCCUGCGCAGCGAGUAUGACUACCAUGCACCUCCGCACGACUGGUUUUCAUCAUGUUCUACGAAGACACGCUCCUCACCGCUCACCAGUCUUUGCGCGGAGGCUAACGACGGCAUCCUCAUCUUCCCAGUCUUCUGCCCGCACUGCUGUCUACGCGACGGUAUUCACUGCGUCUGUUGGCCUGUUUGCUGUCUAUUACUAUGAUGCGCGUUCCGCAAUCCACCGUUAUGUUUUGACACCUGUCCUGCGUCGUACAUUUGAUGCAGAAACUGGGCACAAGAUUGCUGUCAAAGUCCUUCGUAGCGGACUUGGCCCGCGGGACCCUGUGCAGGAUGAUGAAAGAUUGCGGACUGAGUUUUUGGGGCGUGAAUUGUCUAAUCCCGUUGGCUUGGCAGCUGGUUUUGACAAAGAUGGCGAAGCUAUUGAUGGUAUCCUUAAUCUCGGCUUUAGCUGGGUCGAAAUCGGAAGUGUCACACCAAAACCUCAGCCUGGAAACCCGAAGCCACGCGUAUUUCACCUUCCUGAUGACGCAGCACUUAUCAACCGUUACGGAUUUCCCUCACAAGGCGCUGCCUCUAUGGUUUCCCGCCUUCGCGCUCGCAUACCCAAAUUUCAUGAGACGAAAGACGAUACAACUGCUGCCCUCAAACCUGGGUCAGUUCUUGCAAUCAACCUAGGUAAAAAUAAAUCUUCUCCGGUCGAGUCUCCGGAUGAUUUUGUCACUGGUGUGAAGACGUUCGGCCCAUACGCCGAUGUUCUGGUUGUCAAUGUCUCUAGCCCGAACACACCUGGACUUCGCGGUCUCCAAAAUCGAGAGCUGUUGGAAGAUUUACUUGCGAGUGUCACAAAAGCCCGAGACGAACUCGAGCCAUCACCAAUAACUGCACGGCGACCGCGCUUGGUGCUGAAAAUUGCACCUGACCUCGAGGAAUCACAAAUUCUUGAUAUUGCAGAUCUAAUUCGCAAGAGCAGCAUUGAUGGCGUCAUCGUCAGCAACACUACUGUCAGUCGCCCUGCAAGUCUUACGGAUCCCAAUAAAUCUGAGAUGGGCGGUCUUUCGGGUACUCCCUUGAAGCCGCGUGCAUUACAGGUUUUGAAAACGCUGCGCGCGCACGUCCCUGCAAGUAUUCCACUGAUCGGCUGCGGGGGAAUUAGCACGGGCGCUGAUGCAUUGGAUUAUGCUCGGGCGGGUGCUUCACUGAUUCAGGUGUACACUGGCUUUGGCUAUGAUGGUGUAGGGACUUGUAGACGCAUCAAGGACGAAUUGGAGGCCCUGCUUAGAGCGGAGAACACGACAUGGAAGGCUGUCGUUGAUGAGUCUGUACGGAAGCUCAGUUUGAUAGAGCCAUGAACAGACUUGGAGGCCCCAAUCACACUCAUACAAUAGGAUCAGGAACUCACUGCUGGACCAGGUUGGAGAGCGGAUGAGUAGGACUGAUAUAGCUACAUCACAUGUACCCCAUGCAGUGGGAUGUUCAGUAUGAAGACAACGGAAACGAAGCUGGGAGUCAGUAGAAGAAGAUCGUAGCAACUGAAGCCAGGUGUUCAAGUUUAUGUGAUCAAAUUACAACUGGAUCUGAGUUAAUGAUGCAACGACUGAACUUUCC
Molecule: messenger RNA, 1672 nt
Organism: Suillus subaureus
Lineage: Eukaryota; Fungi; Basidiomycota; Agaricomycetes; Boletales; Suillaceae
Product: Dihydroorotate dehydrogenase-domain-containing protein
Exons: 7
Coding region: 82-1416 (444 amino acids)
Biological process (GO): pyrimidine ribonucleotide biosynthetic process; 'de novo' pyrimidine nucleobase biosynthetic process
Cellular component (GO): mitochondrial inner membrane; cytoplasm
Molecular function (GO): dihydroorotate dehydrogenase activity
Source: RefSeq, a predicted model, not a curated record